AUGCAGCAUUCAACAAUUCCUCAAUACCUCUUUCAAUCCGCCCAAGAAGGUCCCGUUGUGCUACCCGAACCUGAACCCGAACCAUCAGCAGCCUGGCAGGAACAUCUUUCACUUCUCGGCUUACCGCGAGGUGGACUCGAGGCCUUCAGAACGCUGAAUGAAUCCUGGCUGUACCAGAAAUCAAACUGGCCACCAGGUGUUGAGAAGUGGCUACAUCGGUACAUGCAUACGACAGAUCUGUACGAGGUAACCAAAUCAGAGGCACCAGAAUUUUCAAAACUGGUGGAUCUCUUCAUUGCUGCGUCAAGCCUACCUAGAACGAUCGCGGCUCGACAAAUUCUUGCUGCCAAGUGUCAGUCUUUUGUGAACGAAACAAGCAAAGCUUGGGCGAAAGAGGGAGUGAUUGAGGGGAAAUUUUGCGCCUGGAGAAAGAGAGCACAGUUCCAAGCGCUGUGGGGCGCCGAAACUGCAAAUUUGAAGCGACACAAAGUAGUUCUCGAGCAAACACCAUCUGAGCUCGAUUUUGGAGAUCCUCUUGAGAUGUCAAGGCGAAGUGCUACUUCUAAUAGCCGUGGCCUGUCAGAGGACAGUAUUCCCGCAAAAAGAACAGCAGAGGAAGAACGCAGCUCUAUCGAAUCCUCAAAGCGGGCUCGGCGUAGUUCAUCGCGGUUUGUGGAAGAUGAGGCUGGAGAUUUCAUUAUAGUUUCUCCAGCAAAUCGUCGAACGAGAGCGCCUUUCGAUGUCCAGAUAGAGGAAGAGAAUGCGUUAUCACCAUCGACAUAUGAUGAUCCUAAGUCACCCAUUGAAAAGAUUCAUCCGGACUGUGAAGUUUCAGCAGAGGGAGCACAGAAAGCCAUGGAUGUCUGGAACUCCCUUCAAUCUUCUGCCCUGGCUCCCAAAAUUGGAUUGCCUCAGACUUCCGAGUCGGAAUUUUCGAGAGGAAAAGACUCUAGCUCGCUUUCGACGAGCGAACGGUCCUCCUCGGUUGAAGAGAUUACAUGUCGACGAGUCUCUCCGGCAAGUAAGAGAGGCUCAGUAGGGUCUCUUGCUCCUGGCUCAGAGUGGUCUUCUGUGCAUGGAAGUGAGCAUGCGAGGACUGCUGCUGUCAGAACUCCAGGUUCUGAGACUCAGGCAGAUCCGAAUCCCAUAUCCCGGCGUUCCACUCCUCAAGCUCAGGUUGAUGCACACCACCAAUAUUCGACAAUUUCGCCAUCAAUUGGUCAACAGCGAACUCCCUUGCCAUCUCAAAGAGAGCAGAGUCCGUCACAAAUUCCGGCUACUGCUUCCAGGCCCACUACACAUCAAUCGCCUGAAAUGCCACUGCAGUCACCUCCCAUUUCUGGUCAGCCUCGGGAUCCAGCUGGUCGACCGCGCACAGGUGAAGCACAGGUCUCUGGUAUUCGUGAUACUUCCGUGGAAACUCGUUUGAACUCGUGGACCGUAUCAAGUCAAGAAUCCCAAAAUCAAAAAUCAAGAUGGGCGUACGAGGAUCGAGUUCCAGGUCCUCAAUCUCCUCGAAUUGAUCAUCCUCGAAAUUUCAAUUGCUCCCCUGUGACAAGCACUAUAUCAAGUAGUAGCAUGCCAUCGAGUGGUCCAGGUCCAUUUACGACCUUUCCGUCCACCUUUUCAGUACUCACGACGGAAUCUGUACAACAAAAAAACCAAGCCAAGACUGGCAAAAUGCGUGGAAGAAAGCCCGCAAUUCAUGAUGAUGAGCAGCCGAUUUCAAAUGCAACCAUAGUUCCUGAUCAAGCUGCGGAGAUAUCACCAAGUCUCUUUCAACAAGAUGGCCUACCCCGAGAGGCACCAAGCACGUCGCAGACAAAGCAAGCUGGUCUCCCUGCCCAGAGUGGACUUCCCGCGAUCCCUGUCUCUCAUGGAUUUUAUCAGACACAAUUGCCACCAAGACCUACGAUUACGCCUCCACCAGGACCUACCUCGCUACCUUUGGAAACUCCCCGACCUCGUUCCAUAGAAUUCACAAUCAACAAUGAAGCACAAAGCGACCUGUCACCUAAUGACUUCCAGUCACUUGUGGAUAAGUUCAAGCGCAACGCCAGAGCCAUCAUCACUGGUAUCAACAGCCCCAAUUGUGUAUACGAAAUUGAUGUGAUCAUGUUCGAGACCUUGCCCUGGUUUUACAAGUGGUACUCAGAUAAAACUGGUUUUAUCAACAUCGGUGCAUUGAGGUUCGAGCUGAUCGAUGUGCAUUGGCAGCAGGAAAACUCAAUUGUCGUUCCUCAGGGAAACCUUCAUUUCUUCCGAGCACUCAAGCAGUACAUAUGGGACUUGUAUUGGGUAGCAAUGGAUAUGAAUAAGGUUCGGGAUCAGUUCAGGGUCACCAUAUCACCAUAUCCGCCACGUGUAGAGGAUGGGGCUGCAAAUGCACGUGGAUGGAAAGCUGUGAACCCGAGCAAAGCUGCAGCAAAAUUAGCUUCGCCGCCCUCUUCGCAGAGAAUCUUGGUUGUUCCCACUGGUGUUCCCACGAGGUUCCAAACACAGGCUCGACCUUCACCUCCAAGCCAUGCUGGAUCGUUUUCACUUCCACCCCCGCCUCCACCACCGACAACGACGCAUCAAGUAUCACAUAGCGAACCUCAAGCAUCGGUGUACCAUGGCUCUCAGCGAUCUCCAAGUCUUUCAGAGAGCCUCUCAUCCCUGAAUGAGUUGGCUUAUCGACAUAGUCUUCAUUCAAGGGGCCUUCGCCCGCCGUCUCGCCAGAACGACACUGACUUCAGAAGUGUUGACGCGGCACCUCAACAGUCGCAAUCUUUGUAUAGCCCAGUGGAGCAGAGGAGAUCAUCAUGGGAUCAAACCCUGCUACGAGACUACGCAAGUUCAUUGAAAAUGCCCAACGCCGAACUCAUGCACGAAGAAUCAACUGUCAAAGACAAGCUACCGUACAAGAAUGGUUCCGAGGUUUGUGCGGUCGUCAUUGACAGGAUGAGUGGUAAAGGACAAGUUACAGUGAGCGGCAAGGGAUAUGUGACUCUCAACAUUCCUACCGGGCCUGAUGAGACAGGUGAUCGAUUCAAACAAAUCAUAAUACACCCGAAGCAGACAUGUAUGCUUCAUGGCGGAGCCGUCGCGCUCUAUUUCAAGCGGGCAUUUACUCCCCCACCUCCUCCACGGCCAUCGAUUCCCGGGGCUGAAGCCAAUAAUCGGUUUACGAAUGACGUUCAGGCUCAUAGCUUGUCGUACAAUCAAGGAACGUGUGUUACUGCAUUUCGUGACGACCGUCCACCGCCGCCUCCUCCGCUGUCGCAACACUCUCAAUGUCAACAAAUACUACAAAGACAAGAAAGUCAAUCAAGCUGCUCCAGCUCCAGCUUGGACAUCAAAAUCCGCGUCCAAGUCGAUGGAACCGGUAAAUUCAGUAUCCCAUUCGGGAAAUCCGUGCUCCGACCCAAAGUCACCACCACCGAAUUUUUCUCUUGGUUCACUAGCCAGGGCCGACAAGCGCCUCCUCAACCUCCUCGCCACCUGAAAUUUACUUUCAAGGACGCAAUGCCGAACCCUCAAGCUACCGAGAUCGUGGUUGGCAAUGAGGACCAUUUCAAUUAUAUGCGCAAGGAUAUCAAGGUGCAGUGCGAGAAGGCGAGGAAAUUCAUGCCCGAGUUGAAGGAGUUUGUAAUAUUGGUCACUGUGCCCGGGUGGACUUCAGCGGAGGUGGAAGAGGAGGAUGAUUGGUGA
Molecule: messenger RNA, 3693 nt
Organism: Cadophora gregata
Lineage: Eukaryota; Fungi; Ascomycota; Leotiomycetes; Helotiales; Ploettnerulaceae
Exons: 5
Coding region: 1-3693 (1230 amino acids)
Source: RefSeq, a predicted model, not a curated record